Lactuca virosa is the source of this 1371-nucleotide messenger RNA. The record is from the annotation of a GenBank genome assembly. NCBI's taxonomy places the organism in Eukaryota, Viridiplantae, Streptophyta, Magnoliopsida, Asterales, Asteraceae.
UUUAAAUAUUUUAAGUUGGUGCGUUUUAAAUUGCAUACUCCAACUGGUCCUCACUCCUCACCCUUUUUUAUAGAUCUCUCUACUGUAUGUUCUCAGAUUCUGGAAGAACAAUGGGCAGAGUAACACGGUGGUUGAAGGGGCUGUUUGGAACCAGAAAACAAAAAGACUCCGGUGACCGGAAAGACACCAAUAGUUCAUGCGUCGGCCGCUCACGUAGAGACCCCACCAUUUCUCCGCCGGAUAAAUCAAUUUACAACACCCAAUCGGAGGAAGACCAGAAUAAGCAUGCAAUUGCAGUUGCCGCUGCCACUGCCGCCGCUGCUGACGCCGCCGUUGCUGCCGCCCAAGCUGCCGUGGCGGUCGUUAAGCUCACUAGUCAGGGCUUCUUGGCCGGCGGUGGACGGGAAGCUUCAGCUGCUAUCAAAAUUCAAUCGUUGUUUCGUGGAUAUUUGUCAAGAAAAGCAUUGAGGGCAUUAAAGGGAUUAGUGAAGCUUCAAGCAUUAGUGAGAGGAUAUAUGGUGAGAAAACAAGCAGCUGCUACACUGCGCAGCAUGGAGGCUUUGGUGAGAGCGCAAUCUAGCGUUUGUGCGCAGAAAUUUCAUGCCAUGAACAGACUUCAAGAUUCAAAAGAGAGGUUUGAUGAGACGAGAAGUGACCACACAUCUAUUCAUAGCAGAAGAUUUUCAGCUUCAUUUGAAUCUUCCUUAAAUGAUGAAAGCCCAAAAAUUGUUGAAAUGGAUCCUGGGUAUGGGAGGCCCAAAUCAAGAUCUAGAAGGGCUAACACAUGGGCUUGGACACCAGGUUAUUCAGAUAACUUGUAUGCCCAAACCGCCUCAUCCCCACAUGGCCAUCAAUCCCCAGUCCGUUUACCCAUACCUAGUUCACAGAGCCAUGAGUUUGAGUGGGCCCCACAUUUGGUGCCCACUCGGUACAGACCGGUCUCUCCAUCUAAGAGUGUAUGCACAGAUGGGUCAUCGAGUAACCGGAGUUACAUGGCUAACACCAAGUCAUUCAAUGCUAAGUUAAGGUCUCAUAGUGCACCGAAACAAAGACCAGAGUUUGGAUUUGGGGUCAAGAAGAAGGUGCCACUUAAUGAAAUGAUGGAGUCAAGAAAUAGUGUAAGUUUUGGGGUGAAAAUGCAAAGAUCAAGCUCACAAGCACAAGAGGCCACUAGUUUCAAGAAUGCUAUUAUGGGUAGGCUUGGUGGGUCCUCGGACAUUCAAUGGUGAGCAUUAAGCAUUUAUGUUGAUGAUAUUUGAGUUUUUUCGAUUGAGAAAUUGUGCAUAAGAUUCAAAAGCUAGAUCACAUGUGAUUUCAAAAUAUGGGUUUUAGAAAUUUAUGAUACUAGUAGUAGUUUAUUGUUGACCUACA